CUGCCCGAUUGGCAAUGUUAACUGCAAAUAUUUUCCGUCUACGUGUUUGGCCUGCACUUGUGUUUAUUUAAAAUGACUAAAAUCUGUCGAUGGAACAGAAGCCAAAAAUUGAGUUAAUAACUCAGUUCGACCUUAGACGUUGCUUUUUUCGGUCUCUUUUGGGAAUUUUGCUUGCGUGAAUUAGCAACGUUAUAUGGAUUUUAUAAUUUACAUUUGACUAAGGUCGAGCUAGUUUCAGGUCUGUCAAUUCCAGGGAAAAUCAAUAAAAAUAUUCAGCUGUCAUAUCUAUAUUUAAUAAAUAGAUCUAUUGUUAUGCAUCUGGCGAAAAAUUGGCGUUUAUUCUUCAGACUUUUGCGCCUAGAAACACGAAUGAAUCAUUCAGAAAUAAGACUUUUCUAUUGCUGGAUCUCUUUGAUCUUGAUUAACUUUUAGCCAUCAUAGUACUUUAAACGCCUUUUAACGAAAAUGGAGUUCAUGUGAAACAACAUUUCAGGGAUUUUAAAUUUUUAUGUGAUUUUCAAACUAUUUAUUUCAAUAAAUUUUCACUCCCUGCAAAAAACACACAUUUUUUGAGAGGAACCAAUGUUUAUUUAUAGUCGAAAAUCGAAAUCCGAACACCUGCAAAGCGUUAUAAAAAUCUCAUCACUUUUCCGAAUCCACUUAAAAAUCUAUAACCAUUUUUUUGCGCUCGGUUACGUCAUAGGAACGCACUUGAAAAGAAAAAAAGAAAACAAAACGCCGAGUACGCACAACGGAAAUAAAAAUAAACAAAAUAAAGGAAAAGAAAAGAAAAAGUGAAGUGAAGUAGGUAUGGAAAUGGAAAACAAAAUUGGGAGCUACCCACAGCAGCGAUCGGCGAUCGACGGUCAUAUCAGCGGUAGUAAAAUUUUUAUCAAGUAUACGGAUCAAGUAUACGAACCGAGUGCAGGCGAUCGCAAAGAGCGGUCAGCUGAGCGUAGAGCCUAAGCAAUCGAAGCUAGUCCGAAGCUCUCUUGCAAUCGAGAGUGAAGCGUACCGCUCAGUUUCAAUCUGAACUUGGCCGGCGACGGACGUGAGUGAACCGCAAACUUUACUAUACACAUAUGUACACAUACAAAUACAUACAUAUAAAACUCAUAUUGUGCAAGUCGCACGCGACUAUAUAGAUGACUGUGUAUUGGUUAAUUAUACGCAACACGACAACUACGAAGUGAACUACAAAUGUGUGUAUAAAUCAAUGUCCGCUUUUAACAGGCGGUUGCAGUGCCAAUAACAAAAAUAUACAAAAUAUAAUAUAUAUAUAAACCUAAGCAACUACGGCGUUUGCUGGAGCAACUUUUGUUUUUGUUUUCUACUUAAUUUCUUCAACAUUUUUUGGCGCGCCUUUUGUGAGUUGAACCGCGCGCAUGAUAAGUCAGACAAACAAACCAAAAUAAAAAAAAAACCAACAACGGGGAAUCAUAAAAAACAAAAAGUUAAUCAAUUACACGUGUCGCCACAACAAAGAGAUAAUUCGAUUAUUGUCUCGUCAAGUGCAUUUGGAUCAAACAAACAAAAUUUAACAAGAAAAUAAUCAAAUUAAAAGCAUACCAUUCCACAAAAAGGCAAUCAACAGUGUAAUCCAAUGUUUGAGGAGGAGGCUUUUGGCGAUAUACAGGAAAUUAUCAAUGCCAGCAUGGAGUUGAACGGUGGCGCCAACGGAGGAGGCCGAGUGGUUGGAGGAGGUGGUGGCGCGCAGCACAUAUUAUCGCAGUCGACUUCCUUGCCGGUAAUGCCGUCCCACCUGCCGGUUCACCUUCUGAACCAGAAUCAGAAUAUGAAUCAAAAUGUGCCCACGUCAAGUGCUAGAAGUGGACCUUACCUGCGUAUCGUGGAGGAGCCCACGAAUCAUAUAAUCCGAUUUCGAUAUAAGUGCGAGGGUCGUACUGCCGGUUCAAUUCCUGGCAUGACUUCCAGUUCGGAAACAGGCAAAACCUUUCCCACCAUCGAGGUGUGCAACUACGACGGUCCCGUUAUCAUCGUGGUGUCAUGUGUUACCAGUGACGAGCCCUAUCGCCAACAUCCCCAUUGGUUGGUCAGCAAGGAGGAGGCAGAUGCCUGUAAAUCAGGUGUCUACUCGAAGCGAUUGCCUCCGGAGGAACGGCGAUUGGUUCUGCAGAAAGUGGGCAUCCAGUGCGCCAAGAAGCUGGAAAUGCGCGACUCACUGGUGGAAAGAGAGAAAAGGAACGUCGAUCCCUUUAAUGCCAAAUUCGAUCACAAAGACCAGAUCGACAAGAUCAACCGGUAUGAGCUUCGCCUCUGCUACCAGGCCUUCAUCACAGUGGGCAAUGCUAAAGUGCCAUUGGAUCCGAUCGUAUCCUCUCCGAUUUACGGCAAAAGCAACGAGCUGACCAUCUCCCGGUUGUGCAGCUGCUCGGCUCAGGUGACUGGCGGAGCGGAGAUUAUCAUGCUGUGCGAGAAGAUCGCCAAGGACGACAUCGAGGUGCGAUUCUACGAGACGGACAGGGACGGACGGGAAACCUGGUUUGCCAAUGCGGAGUUUCACCCCACAGAUGUAUACAAGCAGAUGGCCAUAGCCUUUAAGACACCACGCUACAGGAACACCGAGAUCACUCAAAGUGUUAAUGUGGAGCUGAAGCUGGUACGACCUUCAGAUGGAGCGACGAGUGCCCCGCUGAAGUUCGAGUAUUACCCAAAUCCAGGUACGGUAACCUUUGCCCGGUUGCAGCGAAAGCUAAAGCGCCGCCAAGAGCUGGACGUGUUCCAGCAGAUUCUUUCCCUCGACAGCGAAACCACGGCCACCAAGUACUCAUGCCCACCGAUGGAUCUCGAGGAGGAUAAUAAUACGGUUUCAUCGGACGAUCAACAGAGUUCCGGAACUCUUAAUGAAUUUGAGAUUGCAGUCAAGAAGCUGCAAAUGCGUCAACGGGGUGAAUCACAUGAAAUGGAUGGUGGCACUGUCACCGAGUAUACGGAUAACGAUAACGAACCGGACAUGGAAAUUGAGCUAGAAGUUCCGCAAUUGUUACCCCAAUUGGCGGACGACUGCACCCAAACAUCCACGCCCAUGGAGGAGAUCCUACAGCAUCCUCAACUGCAAUCGCGUCCUUUAAGCAAUGUGGACAAAAUAACCGAGUGGAUGAAGAGCAGCGAGUUUGAGAGAACGGAUAGCUUGACUGUAGAAAAUGGGGAUACCCAAUCCCUUUCGAAUAGCACAGCUCAGACUGCAUUUACCAAUGUCAGCAGUUUGACUGCCAAUACGACGAUAACAAAUCAGUUGGAUGAGGAAGGGCACGGUCUUGUGGCUAAUGGUUCGCGUAGGGAUACCCUUGAAAAUCCCGCCGUGAAAGACUUGCCGGAAAACGAAAAGGAACCGGAAUUGGUUUCAGCCAGUGCCCAGGCUUCUGUGGACUUAGACGAGAACUUCGAUGAGACAGCCACGUAUACUAGCCUGCAGAUAGCUUUCAAUAAUCCCAUAGACAUAGGAGUACCCAAAGAAAACCGAAAGCCAGUUCAAACUUAUCCACCUACCAAUCCGUUUGGUCAGUUGGAUGAUGCCGAGUUGGUGGUACUAACAAAUCCUCCAGCACCCAAGAUCAAAGUGAAUGCUGCUCAGACCCCAGCCACGCCUCCCCAUUCACCACCCUUGCCGUUGCCACCUCGAACUCCUUCACCAGUUUCGGACCAAAGAUUACCUCCCUUGCCACCGAAACCCCAGAGAAACUCUCAAGAUCUGAGUAUAGUUAGUGAUUCUAUCUCUGUUAGUCGCUCGAGAAAUGGCAGCUUGAGCUCCAAUAGAACCACUCCAUCUCCAAUUAUCAUUAUGCGAACCCCUGACCAGAGUCCCACUAAAAGGCAACCCACGCCAAGUGCUUCGCCCAAAAAGCGUCAGGGAUUCUUUUCAAGAUUCUUCUCCCGCCGAAAGAGCAGGGCCGAUGACGAUGAAUCUCUGACACCCGGCGGCAGUCCCAAUAAACAAUUAUCUGGUGGAUCCAAGGCCACUACACCCACCGGCAGUAGGGAGCCCAGUGUGGCGCACUUUUCCCUAGGAGAUCCCAAUCGCAGCUCCACACGGUCCAUGCAACCAUUGGGCAAAAGCGAGGGUAGAAAUGGGAAGCCUGUUGGUCGAAGUUCCAGUAGUGUUUCGGGAAAAAGACCUGCUCAUUUGGAUGCAGAUGUAAUCCACAUACCACUAAAAGGCGGCGAUAGUGAGAAUAGUUUGCUACGCCCGGAGAGCUACUCAAAUGCCAGUACCCUCAGUUACGGACGACCGCUGGACCGAAAGACCUUAAGCACUCUGCAACUAGCAGAUAUUCCCUUGAGUGAUGGCAAUAUGGAAUUGAUAGCCAUUGCCGACAGACAGAGUAUCAAGAAUCUGUGUGAGGGAGCCUACGGGGUGGUAUUGGAUCCCAGUGUGGAUCUCUCCGAGGCGGAACAUUUUGCUCUAUAUACGACUAAAAGUCCGGAACCACCGUUUGGCGGGGAGAUCGGUGAGGGUGGAGCAGUUGGUGGAGCGGAAGGCGGAGUAGAUACAUCGGAUUUCCUUAGUGCUGAUGAAAUAGCCCGACGACUGGCGGAGGCAAAUGGCUUGGAGUAGAGAUGGGGGGAUGAUGAAAGGGUUUUGGGUGACUGGCUUGCGUAAUAUGAUUCAUAAUUGUUUUUUUCUUACACUUUGUUAAAACAAAUUUUAGAAUGUUUAAUAUUUUUCAAAUGCAAACUAUAAUCAGUUACCCAAAACUCUAGCAUCUAGCUUGGAAAAAAACAAAGCACAAUGCACCUGCAACAAUAUCUUUUCUAGUCGUCUUCUCUUUCAGUAUUAAUUACAAAUAUGUCAUAAUGAAUAUACAAAUUUUUAGCUAAGAAAACUCACCGAUUUCUAUUAUAUAUAUAUGCUUUUCUAAUCGCCCCAAAAUCCGAAUAUCUUUGUAGAACUUCUAACAAAAUACAAUCGUUUGGUGGCCCGAAAAACAGUCGAAAGCCUAAAGCGCAGUCUCAUGAGCACCGAUUUGUAUCCAUCCAAGCAGGUUAAAACGUCCAGUAAGUUUU
Molecule: messenger RNA, 5025 nt
Organism: Drosophila eugracilis
Lineage: Eukaryota; Metazoa; Arthropoda; Insecta; Diptera; Drosophilidae
Gene: Dif
Product: dorsal-related immunity factor Dif
Exons: 5
Coding region: 1604-4576 (990 amino acids)
Biological process (GO): cellular response to stress; regulation of transcription by RNA polymerase II; response to cytokine
Cellular component (GO): nucleus; cytoplasm
Molecular function (GO): DNA binding; DNA-binding transcription factor activity
Source: RefSeq, a predicted model, not a curated record